GAAAAACGUCACUUCCGGGAGAGGGAUGUGGAGAGCUGCGGCUUGGGACAAAGCAGAGGUGGUGGCAGCUUCAGUGGAGACAAGGUAAAACUGCUUCCAUGGAGUUUAGAACUUGGGAGAAUUGCUGCAUUGAUAACACAUCACACCUCUUUUUUCAUACUUGGUCUGAGCACAGAUAGCAUCUCCUCUACUUCAGGGUGAGCCAUGAUUCCAGUGACCGAGCUGCGGUACUUUGCUGACACACAGCCGGCUUACCGAAUCCUGAAGCCAUGGUGGGAUGUGUUCACAGACUACAUUUCCAUUGUCAUGCUUAUGAUAGCAGUGUUUGGAGGCACCUUGCAGGUCACCCAGGAUAAGAUGAUCUGCCUUCCCUGCAAAUGGGUGACGCAUGACAGCUGUAAUGAUUCUUACCGGGCCUGGGCACCUGCAGGACCUGAAUAUUCUAACUCUAGCCUUGUGCCUCCAGAAACGCUAGGCCCCACAGGCAUAAAAUAUGACUUGGAUAGACAUCAGUACAACUACGUGGAUGCCGUGUGCUAUGAAAACCGUCUACACUGGUUUGCAAAGUACUUUCCUUACCUCGUGUUGUUGCACACUUUGAUCUUUCUGGUGUGUAGCAAUUUCUGGUUCAAGUUUCCUCGUACCAGCUCCAAGCUCGAGCAUUUUGUCUCCAUCCUGCUAAAAUGUUUUGACUCGCCUUGGACUACUCGGGCCUUGUCCGAGACUGUGGUGGAAGAGAGCGAUUCCAAACCCACAGGAGGAAAGAUGAAUGGUUCAGUGGACAAGAAGUCUUCUAUAGCCAGUGAAGAUGUAGAAGCAACUGUGCCCAUGUUGCAGAGGAGCAAGUCCAGGGUGGAGCAGGGAAUUGUGGAUAGGUCAGAGACAGGAGUGCUUGAUAAGAAGGAGGGUGAGCAGGCCAAAGCCUUGUUUGAGAAGGUGAAAAAGUUCAGGACUCACGUGGAAGAAGGAGAUAUAGUCUACAGGCUGUAUAUGCGACAGACAAUCAUCAAAGUUAUCAAGUUUAUUCUGAUUAUCUGCUACACUGUUUAUUAUGUGAGCAGCAUCACCUUUGACGUGGAUUGUAAGGUGGACAUUGAGAGCCUCACUGGUUAUCGCAUGUACCGAUGUGCCCAUCCACUUGCUACCUUAUUUAAAAUCUUGGCCUCCUUCUACAUUAGCCUGGUAGGAUUUUAUGGUCUGGUCUGUGUGUACACCCUCUGGUGGAUGCUGAGACGAUCCUUGAAAAAAUAUUCCUUUGAAUCCAUUCGUGAAGAGAGCAGCUAUAGUGACAUCCCAGAUGUCAAGAAUGACUUUGCCUUCAUGUUGCACCUCAUAGAUCAAUACGACCCACUUUACUCUAAGCGUUUUGCUGUUUUUUUGUCUGAAGUCAGUGAGAACAAAUUGAGGCAGCUUAAUCUCAACCACGAGUGGACACUGGACAAACUCCGCCAACGCAUCACCAAAAAUUCUCAGGAGAAACUCGAGCUCCAUCUUUUCAUGCUUAGCGGGAUACCUGACACUGUGUUUGACCUUGUGGAGCUGGAAGUGCUCAAGCUGGAACUUAUACCUGAUGUGACCAUCCCACCUAGUAUCGCCCAACUCACAGGCUUAAAAGAGCUUUGGUUAUACCACACAGCAGCUAAAAUUGAGUCUCCAGCCUUAGCCUUUCUCAGAGAGAAUCUGAAAUCUCUACACAUUAAAUUUACAGAUAUUAAGGAGAUUCCUUUAUGGAUCUAUAGUUUGAAAAACCUCGAGGAGUUGCACCUCACUGGGAACUUGAGCGCGGAAAACAAUAGGUACAUAGUCAUUGAUGGUCUCCGUGAGCUUAAGAGGCUGAAAGUAUUGAGACUGAAGAGUAACCUUACUAAACUGCCUCAGGUGGUGACUGAUGUUGGUAUCCAUCUGCAGAAGCUUUCUGUAAACAACGAGGGCACAAAACUGAUGGUCCUCAACAGUCUUAAGAAAAUGGUGAACCUAACUGAGCUGGAACUGAUGCGCUGCGACUUGGAAAGGAUCCCACACUGCAUUUUUAGCCUUCACAACCUUCAGGAGAUCGAUUUAAAAGACAACAAUCUGAAAACCAUUGAGGAGAUCAUCAGCUUCCAGCACCUUCAUAGACUCACCUGCUUGAAGCUCUGGUAUAACCAUAUUGCCUAUAUACCCAUUCAGAUUGGCAAUCUGGCAAGUCUUGAGCGCCUGUAUCUUAACCGCAACAAGAUUGAUAAAAUACCAACACAACUGUGCUAUUGUCGAAAGUUGCGACAUCUAGAUCUAAGCCACAACACACUAACUAGCAUCCCGGCUGAGAUUGGGCAGCUCCAGAACUUGCAGUAUUUUGCUGUAACUGCCAACCAUUGGAAACCUGUCCAACUUCAAAAAGUUCCAGUGGAAACAACAAAAUUAUUAAAAUAG
Messenger RNA from Nanorana parkeri, 2412 nucleotides. It is a transcript of the gene LRRC8A, whose product is annotated as leucine rich repeat containing 8 family member A. The transcript is spliced from 4 exons. The coding region runs from base 205 to 2412 and encodes 735 amino acids. Gene Ontology annotation, molecular function: protein binding. Lineage: Eukaryota; Metazoa; Chordata; Amphibia; Anura; Dicroglossidae. The record is from RefSeq and is a predicted model, not a curated record.